AUGAUCACAUUUUUCAAUGCUGUUCAUACUCUCGCUCCCGACUACACGAAUAAAUACGAUCUGAGCAAUGAGAAGGAAUUAGCACGACGCGAGAAGCGUGAUCGUAAGGCACUCACGAAACGACUGCGUGCCAGAAGGCGUGCUGAAUUGGCGAUCAUUGCAAAGCAUGAAGCAAAGCAAAAAACAAUUUCAAAUGCAAUCGAACUUUUGUUACAAAUCUUACGUAUGAUGACCUCGUUUGCGAUCCUGGUUGGUAAUAUUCGUAAAACAUUUAUUCCGGCUCAGUUCAAGUGGCUUAAGCCGGGUCGUCAUGCCUACGACAAUCCCGAAUUAAUGAUGCUGUGGAGGUGUACAGUAUUCCUUGAUGUGCUUCUAUUUUGGACAAAUGUUGUUUGGGCAUACUGUCUGCAAUGGCAUUUGUGCUGCCGCCUCGGUUUGCUGAAAUUUUGGACGUGGAUAGCAAUUUUGGUACUGGUUGGUGGUAUAUUCAUGCUUCUUCCAAUGUCGCAUGUACAAGAUAAUCUUGACAUAAGCUGGUGCCGUUUCACGCCGAACAGUACCCUUUCACGUUAUCAGCCGAAUUGGUAA
Gongylonema pulchrum is the source of this 588-nucleotide messenger RNA. The record is from the annotation of a GenBank genome assembly. Lineage: Eukaryota; Metazoa; Nematoda; Chromadorea; Rhabditida; Gongylonematidae.